AUAAAAUUCAGUUUGAAACAUCAACUCCACAGAUGUAGACGUUUGCUUGUUUUGCAGUCUCUUACAAUCUUGUUACACGAAAAGAAAUCCAGUGUUACUUGAAUGUUCCAGCUAAGCUCUCAUAUCGAUCAUAAGCUUCUGGAUAGAUCGCCUAUGCAACGUGCAUUGUCUGUUUUCCAGUUCCCAGUCAGUUGACUUAGAGCAGUGUUUCAGAAUGCUUGCUAGAAUCGCAUUUUUAUUAUGGCUCAUCGGCCUUUUUGGCCCGGAAGUUCAGUCGGCCAAGGAGGAUGAAAUCGAGUGCGGAGCCUUCGACGAAAAUCAUAUGCUCAAUCAAGGCACCUUCGCCGUUCCCACGGAACACCAGUGGGUGGCUCGGAUAGUGUAUGGCAAGGGGUUUGAGGGCAAGAUUCGGGACAAUGGAUGUCUGGGCGUGCUUGUAUCGAAGCGCACUGUGUUGGCUCCUGCCCACUGUUUUGUCCAGUACAACGGCGAGGCGGAGGCGUUCUCCGUCCACCUGGGUGUGCACAACAAGAGUGCUCCCGUCGGAGUGCGGGUCUGCGAAAAAGAUGGCUAUUGCGUGCGUCCGUCGCAGGAGAUCAAGCUGGCCGAGAUAGCAAUCCAUCCGGACUACGACCCGCGUACCUUGAAAAACUGCCUGGCAGUGCUGACUCUUCAGCGAGACGCAAAGAUCUACCCGAAUGUAAUGCCCAUUUGCAUGCCACCUCCAAGCCUGGUCAACGAGACCCUGGUGGCUCAGACGUUUAUAGUGGCUGGUCUUCGCGUCUUUGAGGACUUCAGGCUGAAGACCUGGGUAAACACGCUCAGUCGCGGCUUCUGCCAAUCCAAGGUCAAAACGCUGGUGACCAGCAGCAACACGGUGUGUGGCUACCAAAAACAACCGGUGGGGUAUUACCUGGGCGCACCUCUGGUGGGGAUGCAGAAGAAGGGGCACGCCACCCAGAACUACUACCUGGUGGGCAUCAUGAUCGACUGGCGCUGGGAGAAAAACCGCAUCAUGUCCAGCUUCCUGGCCAUUCGGAACUACAUGGACUUCAUCCAGCAGAACUCCAAGUCACUGAUUGUACGCUCCUGAGCCCCGAAUAAAGUCAAGAGAAACGCCAGCUGCCAACAGGUCUUGCUGGGGUGUUAAUUAUUCAGCUCCCAGCUCGAGACUCGUGGCUCGCAGCUCGAAGCUCGUGCAACAUGCAAA
Messenger RNA from Drosophila erecta, 1210 nucleotides. RefSeq names its product serine protease grass. Gene Ontology annotation, molecular function: serine-type endopeptidase activity. The coding region runs from base 215 to 1093 and encodes 292 amino acids. Gene Ontology annotation, biological process: proteolysis. The record is from RefSeq and is a predicted model, not a curated record. The transcript is spliced from 3 exons. Lineage: Eukaryota; Metazoa; Arthropoda; Insecta; Diptera; Drosophilidae.